AACCCGCGAUGCUACGCCGCCAGCUGUUGUCCCGGAGCAGCUGCGUGAAUCACGUGACGUCUGACUAAGGUGCAUUGUUGUCUCCGUCUCACCCGGCGUCUUCGCAAGCACGGUGCGUCGAUGGCUCGCCGAUCGAGGAGCGCCGCAAGUCACAGCCCGACCGAGAUUUCUAUUUUGGGACCCUGCAGAGCGGAUAGCAACUCAAUCUCCCAAUGCGAAGGACAUUCCUGUAUGGGAAGCUGGUGCAGCUCUGGAUCAGACUUGAUGACAAUGUUGGCGUGACACGGCCGAUCUCGGCAUGAGCGGUGUCCGACAGCAGCAGCCGGCCUUUCUGUGGGCAGGAGAUGCGCCUGGCCGUGGAAAGGUGAGCGACCAGUGCCUCUGGGCGGCGUGCAAGGCGAUGACCACGGGCCUGGUGCUGAUCGUGAUCGGUGCCUCGAUGGCCACCGUGGGCUUCUACUCCGACCACCUGUCCACGGUCGAGGAGAGGCGAGGCAACAGCACGGUGCGUGUGAAGAACGAGCACCGCGACCGGCACCUGGACAGCCUGACCUACCUGGGGCCCCUGGUCAUGGGACUGGGAGGCUUUAUCAUUGUCGCCACCUGCGUGAUGACCUUCGAGGCCCGCGAUACCUCGUCGUCGUCAGCGAAGCUCGUCUCUGCCUGGUUCAAGAGGAGCAGGUCAUACGUGGCUCCACGACCGGAGAUCAGCUGCCAAGGCACUAGCGCGACCGACGUCUCCUGGGAACGCUUCCUUCCGGGCGUCCGUCACGACUCGACCGUGACCGAGGCGGACCGGUCGGCCGUCACCAGCGCCCUCAUCAGCUUCAGCAGGAACCUGCAAAGCAGCUUCGAGUCCGGGCGCCUGCCAGGCGGGGCCGGGACCCUAGGGGGCGUCUCCUGUGGAGGAGGCGGCGGCGUCACCGAAGGUUCCACCGCCGGCAGUCCCCGCGAGAAGUUGCACCGGUGUCAGUCCGACCCCAACGUCGUCGGGCUGGGACUGACCUGCGGCAGCGGCGGAGGUUCUCCGACCUUCCGCGAGCCCACGUCUCCGCUCAAGAAGCGCGAAGAGGCCGAGCGCGAGUGCUUCCUGAAGCCUCCGGCCAACCCUCAGCUCCUGAGACCCCGCCCAUUCAACGUGUCCCCGCACGACUACCGUAAGGUCGUCUCCGUGGACUGCGCCUCGCCUCCCGUCCUGGACGCCCCCGCGGCCCUCGGCGAAAGCCACCCGGCGCAGUCGACUUCGUCUCACGGCUCCAUGGCCAUGGACGUCUACUUCCCGGAAGGCGCCGUCACGCUGAAGGUCAAGGACCGAACGAAGAAGCAUCAUCACCACCACCACCACACCACGACAGCCGUCUCGCCGCCCACCACCAGCAGUAGGAAAGGAAGCAGGUCGUCCGGUGCUUCGAGCAGGAAACUGUCCAAGAGCGAAGUGGGGUCCGGGGAGAGCUACGGCUCGACCGAGUCCGACACGUCGCCCCGGAAGUCGCGGACCUCGACUCCCGCCCGGAAGUCGGAGGCGUCGAUGCGUCGGGCCUCGACGACCGCAUCGUCGGCGUCGACCACGAGUCCGCGACACAGCCACAGCGAGGCGCCGGGCACUAGCAGAGCAGGCAGUUCCGUCCUGACGACGACCAAGUCGGCGACCAUGAAACGACACCCGUUCACGAGGCAGCAAGCGCUCGACACGCACUCCUUCGGCUCGACCGACGCUUAGAAUGUGACCGAUGGUCCUUGAAGCUGCCUCGACACGGCGCGUUACGCACAAAAAAGGACGCUUCUGAUCUCAACAUCUGCUCGACCAUUGUGCUUUCUGGAUUCAAGCACGGUGACGUGAAUCUCCUUUUAAGUUGCACAGGUUAGAAGUUUAUGAAUAGCUCGCUAGGUGGUUUGCUACGACCGAACAUGAAGAUUCAGUGCUUUCUGAAGAACAAGCGGGCUCUCAACUGGUUGCUACGAAAGGCACGUUGACUAAGGGAAGAAGCACGAAAAGCACAUAUGGUAUCAUGUGCUGACAUGCUUGUCUGUUCCAUAACACCGCACUCGAAAGUGUCAUUCGUCGAUGACGGCUUGUUCGGAGAGCAUAUCAUAACAUAGAGACGACAGGAAGUAAACGUAAGCACCGCCGACAGGUGCCGGUGUGCGCGCUGUCCGUGAGGAAUGCUAUUGAAAUGGUAGAAGUUUACUGUGAAGGAAAGAGCACUCUACAUUUCUUGCCAAUUCGAAAUCUGUAGAGAGACAAGUGCGUUCUGCUAGAGAUGUGUAAACAUGAAAGUGAUUCGACUCUAAACAUCUAACUGUGCAGCUGACAGGCACAGUUGGAGCCUGACAGAAAUCAUCGAGUGUCUGAGCUGGAUUCCAGAGCGCACAACCGGUCUGCUUCUAUUGCGAGUGAUGUGACGUGAACAGCAACAGUGACGUCAGACUUCGCCCACAGGACACACUUGUUUCGAUAUCGUCACCCUUGAGUCAUUCCAUGCCCUUCGCAUCUGCUAGAAUCUAAAGAGGAACAAGUUUGUGUGAUGGUGCUGCCCUCUGGUGCAUUCCAUGAUCACUGUGGACCCUUUACGCACAACUCUACGAAGACUGUUUGCAGUUAACAGCAACUGUAGAACCGUUUUAGGGUGUGUUUUUCGCGGUGGAGAAUUCACUUUCGGUGUUCUAUGUUGCGUCUCACCACCAUGUCAGUGUCAUAUCCGUAACUAUAGUCGGUUACAACCUAAAAAUAAGUACAACUUCGUCCCCAGAACUGCGGCACACCUGCCAAUCAUCUGUGCAAAAGAGUCGCGCUAGGUGGUUUCCGUUGCAAUCAAAAUUACUUUUUCACGGCUACUGUAAAUACUACGGAUAUUAAAAAUUAAAAGUUCGUCGUCGCUACUUAAAAUAUUACGCUUCCCGAAGUAGUGCUCUCAGAGUCUUUGCUGAAAUUUGCCAGGAGGCUCACAAACAUGCGUCUGUAUGGCAAAAACACCUACCUGAAAUAGGCGAAGCGUGCUUGAUGUAACUAAAAUGAGCAAAUGCAAUUGGAUGGAUUGUCUAUCGAAAUUUUCAUUGGGUGGGACAGCAACGGCUGUGGGCGGAGUUUACAUUUAAUCUUAGGUUAUAAUCGACUAUAACGCUAUUCUAUACCAAUAGGUAUUAUUCGCCUAUGUGUCAGAUCUCUGAUUCAUAUUGUUGUCGCGUGUCCGUGGAACAUGUUUUUAAUUUCUCAACCAAGAGUUUAAUAGUGAUAGCAGUUUCAUUACCCUGUGGAGCUAAGGCGCGUUUCGCUAGAUGCCAUUCCUCCCAAUAUAUGGCAGAAAUCUUCUUUAUAACACGCUGUGUUCAGCGGUACCUCGAGCUAUCCUUUAGGGUGUCCGAUACAGAGACGCCGCAGUCCGGUGCUCAAUAUUUUAACAAAUCAGGUGAAGCAGUGUUGAACCAAUCUUCUUGGCUGCGCUAGUUAAAUGAUCGCCGAGUGUUUCAUGACGCCUUAGUGAAAGAAAUUACGCAUUUGACGUCAACACGUAUUGACUGGUGUCUGGAUCAAGUAUUGUACUAAUGGGGAAAAAGAUAGCGAAGUCUUGUAAUAUCAUGUCGCUUAACUGGCGUGUAAAAAACUCUGGCAAGCAGCUGGAUAGCGUCACCUUUCAGUGUUCAUUUAAAGGGUACUCACAAUGCGCAAGCUCAUAGCAGAUAACCCAAAUAAGGUAAAGUAACGUUGAAGCUAGUGUCACUGAAGAAAAAGCAAAUGUUUUCGUCUGUAGUUCAAAGAAUUGUUGCCAAGUAUUACUGAAACGAGAACUUCUGAUAAUCAUCGUCGCAUCAGACAACACUGUCAGACCAGGAAAGAAUCGGGGUGCGCAAAGAAAGUCUGGACACGAGUGAAAAAAAACACAAAUGUGUUUUAUUAUGACUAUCACGUCAUCAACAAGAGAAUAUCAGCUCACUAUUCCUGUAGCCAGCACUUGCCUUAUUAGUAGUUUCACACCCCAUCUACGUGUUGUCUCUGUCUCAUUCGAAACCUAUGUCAUAAUGCGUCUGGAAUCGUGAGGCCACUUGGAGCCGUUAAUCACAACUCCAUAUUUUUUUUUUUGACUUCAUCUAUCGGGUUAUUUCAUAUAUUUUAAUUCUUCUGCCAUGCGUCCACGCUUUCUCGACAGAUAUGAGCUACAGGGUUUAGGAAUAGCGUCACGUUGGAGAGUGUAGUGUUGUCUUUCAAACAAAGAAUGUACAAAGAACCGAGGUCUGAUGAGAGGUUUCCUUUUCUCAUUUUGAAAAAGCUAAGGUUACAUACCGGAACUUUCUUCAGUUCUUCGUCACCACUGUCACUCUUGGAGAGAUCACCAAUUGUACAUCUACCUAACGUUAGACUCGCAUACCUUAGAAAUACAACCGUUCACAUCAUACAACAUAUCCAAGUCAGCGUAUAUAUACUUCAGUGUCCUCCUGCCAAUGUGUGAAGCCAAGGAGUGUGCGCGGUGACGCGUUGAACUUAGAGUCGCGAUGGUGAUAGAGAGUUAGAACUUGGACGAUUUGCAAGGCGCAGCCAAAACUAAGCGCAAAACGCAAGACGAGAACGCACAUGCAGACACACACUGCCCUGACCAACAGUGGGAGCACUCGGUUGCUAAGCAACGGCAGCUUCUAGGCAGUAAGAGUGUGAACGAGUAGAUGAGUUUGUACUUCCCAAUGAGGUUUAGGUAAAAUUCUGGAACGGCAGCUUUUACAAAGCCUUAGUAGCAGAUGCGGAGCCAGCAUUUGCCUGGAGUUUACAUGAAAAAAUAUGGCAUUCACGUGUGAUGCGCAAUCAGAGAUAAAGUGAUCUUGUUCUGCUAUCAUAACCGGCAGACUAAACAUAGAAUAACAGAUCGCUGUUCCCGACAGAAGUAAUAUAUCUGGAUGAGUAUUGGUAAUUUCAUCUUUACUAAAUUUGCCAAGUUUUUGACGUUUCUAAAGGAAACCAGUAACACUAAGACUCUACCCGUUCAGCAUUCUCUCUCCCCGGUAAAAUUACCGAUGUUGAAUUCGUAGGGCGUGUGAAGCAAACGCUGCUUUUUCUUUAAUGUGUGCUACCGUUUUAUUAGGCCUGGGGUAAAAUGGCGGAGGCGUGGCUUCACUUUCCAGACAUAAUUUCCACUCCAGCAGUUUUUCAAACAUCCUUGGUAAUUCGGGUCAAACUCAGCUGUUCCGUUUGCUAGCACAGACGAUUUGAACCAAAGCAUGAAUUGAUAUAGAACUAGAAUUAGAUUAGAAAAUAACUCUGCGGUAGCAACCUAAUACACCCACUCAGUCAGGGACGUACGUGUCGCGUUAUCUGCGUACUCAUCUUCCGCUCUGUGCUUAGUUUUGCUGCUUAGAUAAGUUUGCUGCUUAGAGUGUUUUGCUUUAUAUUCUAGUGUUGGUAUUCCUACGCUUCUUCAGUGUGCGAAUUCUUCUGAAAAGCAUUCGUCGUCAGCAUUAGGUAGACGCGCAAUACCCGAAACUCUAGUCAUAUGCAUAUUUCCAUUGCCUGUAGACAGAAAGAAAGAGCCCUCUCUCUCUCUGGCGCAAAGCUAAAGAGACUGCCCAACACACGUACUCUAGGGACUGUGGAUAAUUUCUUAGUACAAGUAACCGUCUUUGGUAUCUGGAGGAUCUCUUGCUUUUGAAAGCCAAGGAAGUAGUGACAGUAAGGGAGAACAGAUGUGUUCAGUUCCUCAUAGGCGAAUGUACAAAGCUGGUUUGUUCUUGUUUGUUUGUUGUUUUGUUUGAUUACUUGUUUCAACUUUUACCGCAAAUAUGGAACAAAUUGUGUCACUUGCCUGACGGGAAGCCCAUUCCAUUUAUUAUGCAUCAGCAGCAUAUUCAGGAGAAAGGCUCACUAAAGUUGCUCAAUAUCCAACUUAUAAAACAGCGCAUUUCCAUGUGGAAAACGUCGUUAAUGUGAAGUACACCGAAAGUGUUUGCCACAGGCCAAUUUAUCAAUUUUCGUACUUCAAGUCAUACUCCUACGGGUCAAAAUGACUCAUUUAUUUUGACGCAGUACCACACUAUACGUGAGAAAAAUGUCAGCGGUCACGUGAUAGCUUAUCACGUGUUUUGUAAGAGACAAGGAGAAAACGAGAAUACACACAGACCAGGUGCUGCGCUAUGCGAAAUCCCGCGAUGUAACAAACAUUUUCAAGCAUAAUAACGAGGUACGGCCAGCUAAAGCAUUUUUCACCCUUUUAGGCGUAAAUGAUGCAAUUUUCGACACUAAUACAGGUUAGCAAGUGUGAAUCUCAACAGCUAUAUCUGUUUGAAAUACUAUUGGAAAUUUUAAGAAAAGAUCAUGUCAUAGGAUAUUCUCUAAGGACAUUUAUUUCAUUGACAGACACUGAAGAUUUCUUAACAUUUGCUAAAGAAUUCGUUUACAAGAGUGACAAUGGAUCAAACAGUUACGACCGCUAUAUUAUCCAGAAAUUGUGUUUAGGUUCUGAAAUAGGAUUUCUCAUUGUUUUCAUGCCUGAAAAUAUAUGUUUGGAAAGCCACUCGGUGUCGUACUUGCGUGCUAUAUAAGGUGAGAUUGUAAUAUCAAAUUUUUUUAAUCCUUCGUUCAUAGAAUGCAAGCCACAUUUGCCUGAAUACACAGCUGCGGCGGGCUGAGUUUAUUUGCAUUGGCUGUUUUCCAAAGCGUGAGGAACGUGCUGUUCAUUGUGAAUAUAUUGCGGACUUCAUUUGACGAUGUGAUAUACAUAAGUUCUUAGGCAGGAAUAAUUUCUAAAGCGUUUUUUUGUUACGGAACAUCUGUAAACAUUCUUCAGAGAAAGUACCACAUUGAUGCUUGACGAAGUACAAUGACCCUGUAGAAAUUAACUGUAUGCUUAUGCGCUAAGGUUGGCUGGGAACUUCGUGUCGAAUGAACGAAAUAUUCUAGGCAACGCUGGGGUGUAUGUGAUAAUACCACUGUGGUUUGCCUUCUUUGUAUUUUCACUGUGUCUGCGUUUGUGACUCACCUUGUCUGCCCCUAUUAUCGUGUCGUGAAAACAAACUGACAUGUCAUCAACAUCUUGUUAUAAUUCCUUCUGAUAAAGAUCUCUAACUUUCACCUUACAGCACAUACAGUUCGUUGUAUACAUAUCUUACUCACGUAAGCCAGGUAACGUGUCUUACACAUGUUUUUAUUGCACAGAAGCCUCAAUUGACACACCUCUCUUAGCAAUAUGCAGUUCGCCUUCUCCUCGAACCUAUAAAAAUCCGAGUUGUGCCCUUUUCCCAAGUGUUCCUUAUUCCUCUGGCCUUUGAUAAUCACUGUGAUCCAUGCGUUAUCUGACGUUGAUCUCGUUGAUGCUAUCGCAGGGUGUAAAGUGACAUGUAGACAUGCCUUUGUUUAAACACAGUGAAAUUAUUAUUACACGCUGUUGCCAUCCUCACACAAUGCCCAAAUGAUGUAGGUGUGUUCAUUCCUGCCUGAAGAUCAAGGUCAUCAUGUCGCACGACAAGAUACCGCGUUAACUUCAUGCUGCGGACCGUAAGCAUCACAGCUUUCGCCACCAUAGCAUCGCCAUUUCGCGCAGCCCUUUCCAUUAGACAUCAAAGAUAAGUGACGGUAUUACGAAAGUAACGAGCGGUGUCUUAGAAAUCGAGGCAGUAAAGCUAUCUUCUCAGCUGAUGACACAGUCCAUACCUUUCAUGAGCUUAAUUAAAUCAUUCUAGCUGCCAUGAAUGACGUCAUUAUCUCAAACAGAACAUCGACAGGCGCAUAGAGUAAGCAGGCCAGUUAUAAAACUUGUAAUUGUGUGCAUCGAUUAUUAAUGUAACUCACAUACUGUACAGUGCAGUGUUUAUAAAUUCUACGGGCAUUCAUAUGAGUACAGCUGUAGGAAUUGUGGCACCGGUUUACGUAGCACCAAGUAUCAUAUUUUCUACAAUUACAGAUAAAUGCGGAGUAUCUAAAUAUAAAUCUAGGGCGGGGUUUAACUUCGUCUAUCGGAACACAUUAGAUAACUACUGCCACAGGAGAGAAUUUGUACGCCAAUAUCUUCGAUACGUUGGCGUAAAUUUAGAACAUCAAAAAGGCCUUGUUAUUGAGUACGUCACUGCAACCAAUACUAAUCGAAAAUCAUGCCCGUUUUCCAAAUGCCGAAUUAUACACGUUCAUACAGAUUUACUUUUUAA
Rhipicephalus sanguineus (brown dog tick) is the source of this 8121-nucleotide messenger RNA. RefSeq lists its product as uncharacterized. NCBI's taxonomy places the organism in Eukaryota, Metazoa, Arthropoda, Arachnida, Ixodida, Ixodidae. The coding region runs from base 299 to 1720 and encodes 473 amino acids. The record is from RefSeq and is a predicted model, not a curated record. The transcript has 5 exons.